AUGGCAGGUAAACGUCCUAUUUUAUCUUUUUUUCGAAAUAGAAAAAGAAAGAUAAAUGACAAUAUUGAUGAAAUUUCAUCCUCUCCUGAUACUUUUUCCAAUAAUUCAAAAGAGACUCAAAGUGAUGCAGAAUUAAGUAAAGAAGCCUCAUCGCUAGAAACACCAACAGUAUUAGUAUCAGCUUCAUCAAUAUCAAUUACAUCAUCACCAGUUGCAUCAACAACAGCUUCUCCAACAUCAGUUUCAUCAACAACUUGUCCAACACCAGUUUCACCAACGUUAAUUUCAUCAAUAUCGAUUGCAUCCCCAUCAAAUUCAUCGACAACUGCUUCAUCAACACCUGUCUCACCAACAACAAUUUCAUCAACUUCAGAUUCAUCUAAAAGUAAAUUAAAAUGUCAAUUGGUUUGCUGUACAUCAGAUGGUCCAUUCGUCCCUCAAAGUCAGUCAGAUCUCAAAAUAUCAGGUGAUAAACGAAGUUGUCAAUUAGGAUGGUUUUUAACAUAUAAAUGGCUUUCUUAUUGUAAGAGUGAAAAUAAAACUUAUUGUUAUUAUUGUCGUACAGCUUAUUUUGGUGGUUAUCAUCCUGAAUCGAAUAAAAUUGGAGAAACAGCUUUAACAUUUAAUGGUUAUGCAGAUUGGAAGAAUGCUCUAGCUCGUUUUGCUAAACAUGAGUCUGGUAAAAUACAUGGUGAUUGUGUAUACUUAGUAAAGCAACAACUAAAGCCAACAGUUGCUGCUCGCUUAAAUCUUACACAUCAAGUUCAACAAGGUCAACGACGACGUAUGCUUCUGACAGAGGUUGAGUGUAUUAGAUAUUUAUUGAGACAAGGUUUAGCCCUUCGUGGUCAUAUAGAAGAUGAAGGAAAUUUGAUUCAAUUAUUGAAAUUACGUCAAGAUGAUAUAGAUGGUCUCUCUGUAUGGAUUAAAGACGGGAAUUACUUGUCGCAUGAUAUUAUCAAUGAAAUUUGUCAAAUUAUUCCACUAUCAAUUAUUCGUGGUUUACUGAAAGAAGUAACAGCAUUGAUUUUGACAGCUGUAGUUUUUCGAAUUGGAGAACGAAACUUCUAUAGUAUUAUAUGUGACGAAACCCGAGAUGAAUCUGGUACAGAACAAUUGUGUUUCACAGUUAGGUCAGUUGACAGUAACUUCACUAUUCAUGAAGAUGUACUUGGUUAUGAUGGUGCUUCAUCUAUGGCUGGACAUUUAUCUAGUGUAUCAACUAGAAUCAAGAAUUUAUGUAAAAAAGCAUUUUACAUCCAUUGUUGUGCACAUUCGCUUGAUCUUGCCUUACAAGAUCUGACUCAUACAUCAUCAAGUAUUUCAAGUGCAUUAAAUUUGACACACGAUAUCGUGGUUUUUAUGAAAGAUUCCCCGAAGAGACUGACUUUAUUAGAUAUAUUAAGUGGGUUAGAUUCUUAUGCAAAGCCAAAGCCGCUUUGUCCAACCCGAUGGACAGUGCGCUCAUCUUCCAUGAAUGUUUUAUUGAUCAACUAUUCUUUGAUAAAGACAGCUUUAAUGAAAAUUAGCCAAGAAGGUGGACAUGCAGCGCCAAAAGCAAAUGGUUUAUUCGAACAUAUGGUAAAAUUUUCUUCUUAUUUUGGAUUAAAACUAGGUCAUUUAAUCUUUUCUGCCACUGAGGAAGUAUCGUGUAUGUUCAGCGGCGUAUCCAAGGGGAGGGCAAAUGGGCAAUUGCCCAUUUCAUUUGGGGAUUUGCCCAUUGUAAUUUUUAUUAGUAAGUUUUUGCCCAUUGAAAUUUUACUUAGCAGAUAUACCCAGGCGGUUUCUUUUUGUAUAACCCUUAG
Didymodactylos carnosus is the source of this 1805-nucleotide messenger RNA. Lineage: Eukaryota; Metazoa; Rotifera; Eurotatoria; Philodinida; Philodinidae. The record is from the annotation of a GenBank genome assembly.